UCAACAGGUGGCCACCACGUCCAAGCGCUAGGGGUAGUUUUUCUUACUUCUAAUUGUUGCAACAUUUAAGUAUCCACGGCAACACCGCAGGACAAACAAACCAAAAACAUACCAGGAAAAUUUUGGCCAUAAAAAGUUGGCGUAUACUUCUGCAGAAAUAAUUCCAAGAUGCGUUUAAAAACUCAUAUUUGCAAGCGAACAUCCGACAACAAUAAUGUCGAUUAUCGUCUACAAAAUUCGGCAACACAAAGAAGUUCAAGUGGCCAAAAAGAUGCGGGAAACAAUGGAAAAACAAAUAUUUCACCGCUGAGCUGCGCGGAUUGGAGUAGCAAUGAGGAGAUUUAUUUUGUGAGUGAUGAUCAUCAGAUUUACAAAUGGAGCGCCGCUACACGCGAAUCGGUCGAAGUGGCCAAGCUACCCGACGAUUUCAUACCGACCGACUUACAUUGGCUACUGUUGGGCGGACGCAGCAGUGGUGGUGGCAAAGGCAGCGAUACGCUACUCAUCUGCAGCAGUGAUGGCCGUUUCAUUAUUUUGAAUAAAAGCGCGCGAGUGGAGCGCAAUAUUACGGCACAUAGCGCAGCAAUAAGCACCGGACGUUGGAGUCCCGAUGGUGCAGGGCUGCUAACCGCUGGCGAGGAUGGUGUCAUAAAGAUUUGGUCACGCUCAGGAAUGCUGCGCUCCACGGUCAUACAAAGUGAUGACCCAAUUAGCUGCGCACGCUGGGCGCCCAAUUCUACUUCAAUUGUUUUCUCUCAGGGUUCUUACAUGUCUAUUAAACCGCUGGCAGCGAAUAGUAAACUGACAAGGUGGCGCGCUCAUGAUGGUCUCGUGCUUUCUCUCAGCUGGUCUACCCACUCGAACAUCAUUGCCUCGGGUGGUGAAGAUUUUCGCUUUAAGAUUUGGGAUUCGCAAGGUGCGAAUUUGUUCACCAGCUCUGCGGAGGAGUAUGCAAUCACGUCCGUGUGCUUUAACUCUGAGAAAGAUGUGCUUUUGGUCGGCUCGUUCAAUAUGUUAAAACUUUGUUCCAGUGCGGGUUGGUCUUACAUUUGCACUCGCUUCAGUGAACCUACCGUGGGUUCUUUCUACACCAUGUCCUGGUCUUCUGAUGGCACUCAAGUGGCCUGCGGCACCUCGACUGGCAAUCUUGUUGUUGGAUAUACCAUCGAUCGACAGUUGAUCUCACGUAAUCUGAAAGCUACAACGACCGGCCGUAAAACCAUCCUAUUGCAGGAUAUCACAAAUAGUAGCAGUGAUGUUUUGGAUUUUCCCGAGCGCAUUAUUAACUUCGGCCUAGGCUAUGGUCAUCUAAUUGUGGCCACAUCAAAUCAAUUGCAUAUCUACAAUGAAAAGUAUAUCAAUACGCCGAUCAUUAUUGAUGGAAGAACGGAUGUGCGCGUAAUUGAGGUGGGCAAGAAAUUCUUCAUGGUCUUGGAUGCCACUUCAAUUUGGGUUUACACCUACAAUGGCCGCCUGCAUUUGAAUCCACGUUAUCCAGGUAUGCAAGCGCAAAUACCGCUACUUACUUGGCGGGCAGUCUCCCUGGGACUCGACGUGCUGGCUGUACGAGAUAAUGCGGACAACACAGUGAUUCAUAUCUUCGAUCUUACACCGGGCGCCUCACGUCAAUACGAGCCGCACUCGCUGCGUGCAAAAACUCAGAUUUCCGAGAUCUCGGCAUGUCGUGCAGGUACACUCGACGAUCAGUAUGUCGUGCUAAUCGAUAACAAUCGUGAGUUGUACAUCACUGAGACGCGUAAUUUAAAUGGCGGUAGUGGUGGGGGUGGCGGCGGCGGCGGCGGUGGUUUCAAUGCUGUGGCAGCUGUGGGUAGCGGCACCGGUGGUGGAGGCGGUGGUGGUAGCGGCAACACAGAUCGCAGCAGCAGCGGACGCACUUCGAAUUGUGGCGAAGUUUACAAGAUCGGCACACAGGUAACAACUGUUAUGUGGGCCAGUGAAACGAAUAUUUUGGUGGGCGUUCACGACACUUGCUACAGCAUUUGGUACUGCCCCGGCGAGGGAGCCGCCGAUCCGACGCUAAUUGCGCUAACAACUGUGACUGUGGAUGCCACUGAAUUCGGCAAGAGCAUCACUCUGGAGACCUUUGAGGAUGCCAUUGUAACAUUCCGUUGCGCUGGCGCUCUGCUGCCCGUCAACGUGAAUAUCUAUUGCGAAAUCUUGCACCGCACGCUGAUGGAGGGACAGUGGCAGCAGGCUUUGAAGAUCUGUCGCCUCGCUCAGAAUGGCAACCUCUGGGCUACACUCGCAGCGAUCGCAACGCGCAAAAAUCAGCUGCAGAUCAGCGAGGAGGCCUACUCGGCGGCAUUGCAAAUCGACAAAGUCAGUUACUUGCAGUACAUUAAGGAAUUGUCACCAGCCAGCCCUGAACAAAUGGCGGAGAAUUCCCUAAUGUUGGGACGUCUGAUCGAGGCAGAGACGAUUUUAUUGCACAACAAGAAAUUCACUGAAGCUGUUGCACUCUGUCUGCGUAUGCACAAUUGGCAUCGAGCGCUGGAGGUGGCGCAGAAGCAUGAACCUGAACUGUUGGAGAAGGUGUUGGAGCAGAGACGGAAGUACUUGAAGGCGUUGCAACGCGAUGAAUGGGAUGCGGUAUUUCUGCCUUUCAAAGUGAAGGCAAAUGACGACAAAAGCGAAUAAAGUAACAAAGUUUUUUAAUGUCAUAUAUUACUUCGUAUUUUCUAUAAUAACAACAAAUGCAAAAUAUUUUUGUUAACAUCAAAUGGCACUUAAUAAGCUGGACAAAUCAUCGGUUUACCAUCCAGUGCGUUGAGUAUAUUAUUAGCAGCUGUUAAGCCCAUUUCAAUUGUCGUUUGCAUCGUCUGC
Rhagoletis zephyria (snowberry fruit fly) is the source of this 2844-nucleotide messenger RNA. RefSeq names its product intraflagellar transport protein Oseg5 (gene Oseg5). Gene Ontology annotation, biological process: cilium assembly. NCBI's taxonomy places the organism in Eukaryota, Metazoa, Arthropoda, Insecta, Diptera, Tephritidae. Gene Ontology annotation, cellular component: cilium; intraciliary transport particle B. The record is from RefSeq and is a predicted model, not a curated record. Gene Ontology annotation, molecular function: protein binding.